UGCAAUCACGCUGAGUUUGCAUCGUUUAUUGCUCUUAGUUGCAUCGCUAUCGCGAAGGGCAGACGCCAUAGAGUAAUAUAAUAUAUAUGGCAGACGCUUCAGAGUUUUUUUGUCUAAUAAUUUAUACCUACUUACGUAUUCUAUAAUGGUGGUGCGCACAAACUGUUGUGUUUAUGGAUGCAAAACUUCAUUUAAAUCCAAGGACAUAAAGUUUCAUAGAUUUCCUCGCGACGAGAGGCGCGAAUUAUGGAUAGAAGCUUGUCAAAGACCGGACUUGAAGAGUAAAACAGUUGAACAAUUAUAUCGCAAGUAUGUAUGUGGUUUACACUUUGAAAGAUGGAUGUAUAUGAAAAAAAAACUAAAGAGCACUGCUAUUCCCGUAGCAAACUUACCUUCAAAACAUCCUAUGAGUACACAAACUGAGACUGCAAAAAUAGAGAUUAUAAAAGAUUUGACAACCAGAGGUGUUCAACAACAGACCGCUUGUGCUUCCGUAAGCGUAUCAGUUGUGGCAUCCACUAGUGCCCAAGCAUCGCAGACUACAAAAAAAUUGACAGAUCAGACUCCAAAACAAGUUACAAGUUGUGUGAAAAAGUUGAAGUUGAUGGAAGAAGCUAAGUCGACGGACGUCACUUAUGAACAGUUCUUACGAGGAUGUGACAAGUUCUUAUCACCGAAUCUAAGUCAAAUUGUCAAAGCACAAGCGCAAAAGCCAAUUUAAAACCUCAUUCUAGAAAUAACAGAUAUUCUAAAGAAUUUAAAAUGUUUUGUUUAAUAUUUAUUACUCAAGU
This is a messenger RNA of Colias croceus (clouded yellow), 791 nucleotides long. RefSeq lists its product as uncharacterized. Lineage: Eukaryota; Metazoa; Arthropoda; Insecta; Lepidoptera; Pieridae. The record is from RefSeq and is a predicted model, not a curated record. Gene Ontology annotation, molecular function: sequence-specific DNA binding. Bases 146 to 721 code for a protein of 191 amino acids. The transcript has 2 exons.